ACACUUCUGCGCAACUCUUACCCAACGCAGGUUGCUGGUGGACAAAGGUGAGAUAUUUAACUGAAAAGGACACGAAAUAAUUAAAACAAAUUGUUGACAGACUGCAGCCUGUGAGCUCAGAAAAAGUGAAGGAGACAGAAAUGCAAAGAAGUAACUUCUCAGCUUCACCGAUGGGAGACUUUUGAGAAGUCGAGCGCGCUUCCUGGUGUGGAUUUACGGAGAAGAAGAAGUGAAGUCAUUGAUAAAGAUUAAACAUCGACCUGCAGACUGGAGGGCAUGGAUCAAGCACGACCACAGGACCCGCAGCCAAGCAAGGGCUCCACGUCGUGGCACAGAGAACACAGUGACGAGUCUGCAGACAAGAGGCCCGCUGACAGCUCUGUGUCUUCCACUAAAGAUGAGAAGAGGCCGAUCAGAAGAGUGCGUAGUCCAUCCAGGCCGAGGGCAUGGAUGUCCAGUUCUUCCAAAUCCAAGGGUGCAGGGCCGUUCUACAAGCCCCGUUUUCCGAGAGAUGACCACCAUCCAUUCUACAAACCUGGCUUCAGCAGCCGCUACCAUUACUUCAAACACCGUUCUUAUUUCAACCGGAGGGAUCAUUUCCAUCCUAAACUUCACCACAUUGCACUGAGGGAGAGGGAGCGAGAAAAGGAGCGAGACAAGGAGCGAUAUGAGCAGAGGGAGAGGGACCGAUACGAGCAGAGAGAGAAGGCGCCGAUGGAAGUUCACCUCCAAAACAAAACACCACUACCAGAACUUUCUUAACCAGGCACACUCCCAGCAGAGACAAGGACAUGCAGUUACUCGUGUACUAUCAGGAAUGUGAAAUGUUCGGCCUUGUGGUAAAAAUGCUGAUUGCAAAGGACCCAUCCCUGGAGCAACCCAUCCAGUCCUCACUGCAGGAGAACCUCAGGGAUAUUGGCAAGCGCUGUGUGGAGGCCAUGGAGAAAUUUAUAGAGGAAUAUGACUCCAAGGAACUGUCUCACUAAUCAGACACACUCUCCUGUCCAUCUAGCAUAGAUCCCUCUGGUUAAAUCUUUUUUCAAGUAAUUAAAUGCUGCUUUUGUGUUUGCCAGAAGAGGUAUUUAGCUUAUAUAUCCUGCUGGCUGAAUGAAGUCUCUCUCUAUACUUGACCUUAUGCUGAGCUCUGAUCAACACUGGUGAAAUAUGAAAAGGAAACUUUGAUCUGAAUUUUUGAUACUGCUUCUAAUUUUGAUAAUGUGAUGAUGAUAAAGAAACAAACUAGUUGUAUUGCUUUUACUGUCCUUAAAGGGGACCUGUUAUGCUCAUUUAUAGCUCUAUACUUGUAUUUGUGGACUCCACUAGAGUAACUUUGCAUGAUAACCAGUUCAAACAACUCCAUAUUUAUCUUAUACUGGUCCUUUAUGCAGCCCCUCAGUUCAGCCUAUUGGCGCUUUUCCACUAUACAGUUCUAGCACUACUCGGCUCGACUCGGUACGGUUCCAGGAAUGACCUUUUCCAUUACAAAAAAGUACCUACUCAACGUGGGCGGGGUCGUCAUUGCACAGCUCCGCGAAACUGCUGUGACUUCGUUUUAUACGCGACACAAAACACAUAAACAAUGGAGGACAUUUAAGGCAGUGGUGUACUUGCUGCUGUAUGAAGCUUUUUGUCACACACAAAGCAAGAAAAUUGAGCCGUAUGCCUGUAACGCUGUUGCCGGUAUUUAAAAAUGCUGGGUUUGAUUCUUGUGUGGGACGGCUCAUGACUCUUCCAGCGACAACUCUUCUGACCAAUCAGUGGCCGGCAGUCUGUUGACGUCACAUUUAGUAUAGACUCGGCUCGCUUGGAACCUCACCAGAGCAGGUACUAAAAAAGUACCAGGUACCAGGUACUUUCCCUAGUGGAAACGCAAAAAACCAGAGUCGAGUCGUGCUGGAACUGUGUAGUGGAAAAGCGCCAUAUGUCUCUGAACAAAAGCAGUCUUAGCUCGUCUCUCUUUAAGGCCCACCUCCUGAUGACCGUACUCUGUUCUGAUUGGACUGCUUUCAGACUGAAAACAGGAAAAAUAGUUGGAACCAGAGCAAUCCGAGGAGUCUGAAGCCAGUUUACGUAAUUAUUUGACACUUUGUCAUAUUUAGUAUGAACAUUGUAACGUUAUGUAUAUGACUGAAAAUAAGGAAAAGCAUAAUAGGUCCCCUUUAAGAUAUAUUUUCAUAUCUGACUGUGCUUAAUUUAUGAUCACUAAUUUUGUAUAC
Scomber scombrus (Atlantic mackerel) is the source of this 2216-nucleotide messenger RNA. Its product is annotated as zinc finger CCCH domain-containing protein 18-like. The record is from RefSeq and is a predicted model, not a curated record. Lineage: Eukaryota; Metazoa; Chordata; Actinopteri; Scombriformes; Scombridae.